AUGUCUGGGCAGGGCGCAGGCGGCGGCAUGAAGAUCCGGCUGAAAGUUGUCGCUGGCAGCGGCGCUGGGCAGGCAGCGGGCAGCGGCGGCGGUGAGGGGUCUAGGCGCAGGCGGCGCCAGGAGGAGGACGAUGAGGACUACCACCCCGGCGCCGAGGGCGACCCCGAUGUGGUGAUCAUCAGCGAUGAGGAGGCGGAGGAGGGGGAGGAGGAUGAGGCGUAUGUGGCUGGGGAAGAUGAUGAGGAGGACGACGAUUUUGAGGUGUAUGAUUCAGAGGAGAAGGAGGAGGCGGCGGCAGGAGGCGCACCCGGCAGCAAGGCCGGUGGCAGCAGGCCCGCGCGCAAGCCGACACGCGGCCGCGGCGCGCCGGGCAGCAAGGCCGGGCAGAGGGUGGUGCUGGAUGCGCCGGCUCGCGGGGCGCGAAAGGCCAGGGCGGCAGGCGGCCGCGGGCGGGGCGGGCAGAGGAAGAAGGCGGCCGCUGCGCCCGCGGCCUCCCGCCGCCGGCCGCGCCCCGCUGAGCUGGCGGAGGAUGCUGACCUGGAGGAAGAGUUUGUGUCUGACGAGGACUAUGAGGGGGAGGAGGGGGGCGGUACGUACCGCCUGGGGGCGGCAGACGAGGAGUACCGCGACUUCACAUCCCUCAGGCUCAAGCCAGACCACUUCAACAGGCGAGCGGGGGCUGGCCUGGGAGGGGGCGGGGAUCGCGGGGGGCCGCUGUGGGUGUGCCCCGACUGCCGGGUCUUCCUGGAGACCUUUUCUCCCGUCUACAAGCAGGCCUACGACUUCCUCAUCGCCAUCGCAGAGCCCGUGUCCAGGCCCGAGUUCAUCCACGAGUACCAGCUGACCCCCCACUCCCUCUACGCCGCCGUCUCCAUCGGCCUGGAGAUGGGCACGAUUGUGGGGGUGCUGGGGCGCCUGUCCAAGAACGUGCUGCCGCGCGAGAUCCGGGAGUUCAUCCAGGGCUGCACACAAAACUACGGCAAGGUCAAGCUCGUGUUGCAGCACAACCGCUUCUUUGUGGAGAGCCCUCACCCAGAGGUGCUGCGCGCGCUGCUGGCCGACCCUGUCAUCCGAGACGCCGCCAAGCUGCCCAGCAAGGCGGCCGCGGGAGGGGCAGCGGUGGCGGCGGGAGCGGCCGGGGCAGGCGAGGCGGAGUUCCGGGUGGGCGCGGCGCGGCGGGACCGCGCCGUCGCUGACCUGGCGCAGAUGGAAGAGAUCGACCUGGCGGCGGCGGAGGACGCGGAGGAUGAGGAGGCGCAGCGGCAGGCGGCGGGGGGGCAGGGCGCCCAGGCGGCUGCCGCGGGGGAGCAGGCGCCGCACCGCCCCUCAUACCUGCUGGAUGCAGUGGAGGACCCCGACAGGGAGCUGCACUCCUUUGAGGUGGAGGCCGCCAAGCACCGCCCCUACCAGGAGAAGAGCCUGUCCAAGAUGUUUGGCAACGGGCGCGCGCGCUCCGGCAUCAUCGUGCUGCCGUGCGGCGCGGGGAAGAGCCUGGUGGGGGUGUCGGCGGCGGCGCGCAUCAAGAAGGGCUGCCUGUGCCUGUGCACCAACGGCGUGAGCGUGGACCAGUGGAAGUACCAGUUCGAGAUGUGGACCAACGUGCCGAAGGACCAGGUGUGCCGCUUCACCAGCCAGACACGGGAGUGGUUUGAGGGGCCCACCGGCGUCUGCAUCACCACAUACACAAUGGUGGCGUUCACGGGGCGGCGCAGCACCGAGGGCGAGCGCAUCAUGAGCCAGAUCAUGAGCAGGGAGUGGGGCCUGCUGCUGCUGGAUGAGGUGCACGUUGUCCCCGCCGCCAUGUUCCGAAAGGUGCUGGGCAUCGUCAAGGCGCACUGCAAGCUGGGGCUGACCGCCACGCUGGUGCGGGAGGACUCGCUGAUCGGGGACCUCAACUUCUUGAUAGGCCCUAAGCUUUAUGAGGCUAACUGGCUGGACCUGACGCGGGGCGGGCACAUUGCAAGCGUGCAAUGCGCAGAGAAGAAGGCGCGGGCGGGGCGCGCGGGGGCGGGGGAGGAGUUUGACGCCUUCUUCUACACCCUGGUCACACUGGACACGCAGGAGGUGUACUUCAGCGCCAAGCGCCAGCAGUUCCUCAUCGACCAGGGAUACUCGUACAAGGUCAUACCGCACCUGCUGGAGGCCGCGGGCGCGGAGGGCCCCGACGGCGGCGGGCUGCUGCUGUCGUCACACGAGGAACAGCUGGAUGUGCUGGCUGCCAUCCUGGCGGUCACCGAUGCUGACCUGGCGGAGGAGGAGACCGAUGAUAAGGACGACAUCGCCAACCUCGGCAAGAAGUCUGCCACGCGGCGUGUGGUGGGCGACAUGGCUGCGCUGUCGGGGGCGGCUGGCAUGCGGUACAUGGAGUACAGCACGGGGGCGGGCGGAGGGCAGGGCGGGCGCGCCCGGCCGCCCGGCGGCGGCAAGCUGGCCAAGAUGGCGAAGAAGUAUGGGUGAGGUACCGCGGCGGUACGGCCAACCGCAAAGGUACGGCUGGCGACCCCGCUGUAACCAGAGAAAUAGGCAGCUGUAACAUCAAUAAAUUCAUUCGGCAAUAUGAACAAGUAGUGCUGUAGGAAUCCAGACCAAUCCAUUUAAUUACCCGCCUUUUCAACUCAACUCCUCGACCUGGUGCUGUGCUGCCAAUGCGCCGCCUCUGUAACGCCUGCCCAGGC
Molecule: messenger RNA, 2675 nt
Organism: Chlorella variabilis
Lineage: Eukaryota; Viridiplantae; Chlorophyta; Trebouxiophyceae; Chlorellales; Chlorellaceae
Exons: 17
Coding region: 1-2457 (818 amino acids)
Biological process (GO): transcription initiation at RNA polymerase II promoter; nucleotide-excision repair
Cellular component (GO): transcription preinitiation complex; transcription factor TFIIH holo complex; nucleotide-excision repair factor 3 complex
Molecular function (GO): DNA binding; ATP binding; 3'-5' DNA helicase activity
Source: RefSeq, a predicted model, not a curated record